AUGCGCGAUGUGAUAAGGAGGAAAAAACAGCUUUUCCAGCCCUAUAUUGAGGCCUAUUUUCAAUACAAACACUUGCCGCACGUCGGGUUGUAUUCAUUCAAUUUGCCAGUACUAUGUAUAAAUGACCCUGAUUUAGCCAAACUUAUCUUAAUAAAAGAUUUUGAGUCAUUCCAAUCGCAUGGGAUAUUUUCCGACUCCUUCAUCGGAGACCCGUUGGGAGGUCACCUUUUCAACAUACACGGGCCAAAGUGGAAGUCACUACGUGUGAAACUUUCACCUGCGUUUACUCCGGGGAAAUUGAAAACGUUUUUUCCUUUCGUGGAGAGGAUUGCGAACGACGCCUUGGAGUACAGCGAAUCGAAAUGUAAAAAUAAGGAGACUUUGAACUUCUCAAACUUUUACGCUAAAUACGCGAUGGAACUAGUUGGCAGUGUUGGUUUCGGCAUUGAGACGAACGGCUUUAAGAACGCUGAAACUGAAUUUCAGAAGCGUGGGCAUCAGUUUUUCGAAUACACCUCCAUAUAUUGGACAAUUGUGCGUGCGAUCGCGUUUUUUGCGCCGGACUUUUUCAAGAAAUUCAGAAUGAAUCGCACGGAUCCGAAUAUAAACAAAUUCUUCUUUAACCUUGUUAAAGACACUGUACACUACAGAGAAAGAAAUAACUAUCAUCGCAGUGAUUUUCUACAGACGCUAAUUGAUUUGAAGAAGAAUGAUAAUGAUGUCAAAUCAGAAAAAGACAGGGACACAUAUUCCUUAACAUUUACGGACGUAGCAGCGAAUACGAUGCUCUACAUGCUGGCUGGGUACGAAACCUCUGCUACCACGGGUAUGUACGCGGCUUAUGAGUUGGCCCGUAACCCCGAUAUACAGGCAAAAGUGAGGGACGAAGUCAACACAGUGCUGGCGAAACAUAAUGGACAAUGGACUUAUGAGGCGCAAAAUGAAAUGACUUAUGUGAACAUGGUUCUAGAUGAGACCAUGCGUAAAUAUCCACCAAUGCGAGCGUUAUUCAGACGAUGCAACCGAGACUACAAAGUGCCUAACACUGAUCUGGUAAUCGAAGCUGGUACCUUAAUAUUCAUCCCGAUCCACGCCAUACAAAUGGAUCCAGAUAUUUUCGAAGAUCCGGAGAAAUUCGAUCCUGAAAGAUUCACGCCUGAAAAGAAAGGCAAGAUGCAUCCAUGCCAUUGGAUGCCGUUUGGAGAGGGACCUAGAAAAUGUCUCGGUCUCAGACAAGGUUACAUCCAGUCAAAGAUGGCGCUGGUAAAGCUACUGUCUAAUUACGAGUUGCUUCUGGACUCGAAAACGCAAGAACCUCUUCGUGUUAAGGCGACGUCAUUUCCUUGCGCCCCAGAAGGUGGUGUAUGGAUUAAAUUAAGAAGAUUGUAA
This is a messenger RNA of Leptosia nina, 1389 nucleotides long. NCBI's taxonomy places the organism in Eukaryota, Metazoa, Arthropoda, Insecta, Lepidoptera, Pieridae. The record is from the annotation of a GenBank genome assembly.